Thermothielavioides terrestris NRRL 8126 is the source of this 1837-nucleotide messenger RNA. RefSeq lists its product as uncharacterized. The coding region runs from base 1 to 1608 and encodes 535 amino acids. The record is from RefSeq and is a predicted model, not a curated record. NCBI's taxonomy places the organism in Eukaryota, Fungi, Ascomycota, Sordariomycetes, Sordariales, Chaetomiaceae. The transcript is spliced from 7 exons.
AUGUCGGUUGUUUUCGUCAACAACCGCGAAGCAAUCAUCAUCACCAACUUCGCUGCCACCACUUCUGCGUCUUCCUCUCCCGGUCAUCAGUGCAUCUUCCACCAGAACCCGAUUGCAAAACCCGAUUUCAACCCGUCGACCGGCCGACCGAGACAAUGCCUGGCGGUAACAGAACCACCCAGCACCAUUGCCAAGCGUGCCGAGAGAGAGGCACGAAAGGAGAAAAGAGGCGAGAGCAGCGGCAGCGGCAGCGGCGGCAAAAGUCGCAAGAAGAACAACAAGGCCAACAACAACGGCGAGGAGGACGAGGCGGGGCCGGCGAACGGCAAGAAGGCCGACGCCGGCAUCUACACGUACUUCUUUCUCUUCCGGGGCAGCUUGGAGCAGAGGAGCCUGGGCUUCACCAACCGCGAGUGCCAUCGUGAACUCGCGGCCCCGAAAAUUUCCGUCAAGUCGACCAAGCGCGCGAAGCACAACGCGUGGUCCUCUGAGAUAUCUCCGGACCGGGGAGGGUACCACUCAGAUACACCCGGAACAGACCAAGUCGCACGCGAGACCGCGGCGACGAUCUGGGGGACGAAACCCAAUAUGCGCGGCACCGUCCUCCCCUCGCUUCUCCUCGCCUCGGCCGCCAUCGCUUCCGCAGGCCGCCUAGAAUGUUUCCGCACGCGCAGCCGGGAGCUCGCGUCGGCCGCGUCGUGCGGUGACGCAGGCUCGCUCAGCGACUGCUUCUCAAACCUGCCCCUGUCCACACCGCCCGAGGCCCUCGUACAGGAGCUCGAGCGCUGCUUCGUCUCGGCGGGCUGCACGUCCGCCGAAUCCAAGAUCGAGGGCGCUUGGGUCAUGCGGCGAUGCGACGCCGGCUCGCCCGACCUCCGCCGCGCGCGCCACCAGCCCGACAGUGACGACCCCCUUCUGGUCGCGGCGAAAGACCCACAACUUGGCCCCCGCGACGCCCUCCCAGCCAUGACCGCCAUGGUCCUCCCCCGCCAGACCACCGCCGGCGCAGCGACCGCGACCGGCUCCAACACCCUGACCUCGCCCUCGCCCUGCUUCACCGACUCGACCACCUCGACCACGACGUGUCCAGUCCAGACAACCGGCCCGGACGCCGGCAAGCGGCUGGCGUGCUCCACCAUCGUCAUCACCAGCGCGGUGUGCCGCGAGGGCCUGAUCUGCAAGUCCGACAGCGAGGGCAACCCGUCGUGCAUGUACAAGCACUCGGCGCUGGGCGUGGACGGGAUCAUCAUCGCGAUCGUCUUCGCGGGCGCCCUCUUCGUCGGCCUGCUGUCCGUCUGCAUCCUCUGCUGCCGCGAGCGCGCCGAGCACCAGCGCCUCGAGCGCGCCGCCGAGGCCGCCCGCAUCGCCAAGGAGGCCAAGGCCCAGGCCACCGCCGCCGCCAAGCGGCCCGGCCUGUCCGUCACCGGCCCCGUCAGCGGCCCCGCCGUCGAGGGCCAGCCGCUCAUGUACCAGGGCGGCGACGCGCCCUCGUCCCCCGGCGCGCAGCAGAUGUCCUUCGCCCAGCAGCCGUACCAGCACCAGCAGCAGGGCUAUGGCGCUCCGAAUCCGUUCGCGGAUGGCGCGCACGAUGGCCAUGCGUUGAGGUGAGCGGGAGUUUGAACCUGUGAGCCAAAAACGUGUGAGCUUGUGCCCCAGAUUUGAAUGGUGGACUCUAUCCCCAUGAUCUGCGGAAUGGUAGAGAAAAGUGCGGAUGGUGGUUUUGGGCCAAGGGGAGGAGAAUGAUAGGGAACCCGGGAAGUAGUUUGGGGAGCUAUGUCUGCGUGCUGCUUUGUAUCUCAGCUUUGUUUUUGGUAAUCCAUAGGACUCUCUUGGUAAG